CAUGAGAGAGAGAGAGAGAGAAAGAGAGAGCUAAACCAAUUCAACUUGAUAUGAGAGAAAAUCUAAUUAUCUUCCAUUCCCACAGAACCGUCACCCCAAACAAUGAGUGGUGGAGGGUGCGUUCUGCGUUGACAGCCAGCAUGAGCGGUGACAGGAGGUGUGUGAGACGCAUGACAGCUUUAGUGACAAGUUCAUGCAGGCAGUGGUGCAAUAUUAUUCCCUCAACACUCUCAUUCACUUUGAGGGCUUGGAAACCACAGUGCCUUCAGAUUUGUGGAGAACCAUGGGUGCCUUGCCUCCUCGCACCACCACCACAAGCACCACCACUCCUGCCAUCACCUACAAGGGGGAGACUGUGAUGUGGCUGCAGGUGGAUAGGUUCGGAGGCCUCCAGAGAGCUGCCCAGAGUGAAGCUUGUGGUAUAGAGGGACAGCUGCUGAUUAUCAAGCUUAUGGAGUGACUGGAAGAAAGUGGGAGGAGCCUGGAAGGAGUGGUGGAGGUACAGUACUUGGAGAAAAUCCCUCCACCAUGACGACUGGGUGUCUGCUGUACAGUCCACCGACCAAUGGUUACCUUGUUGAUGUGCAGUCUUGCUAUGUGGGCGAUGAACACCUCUGGGACAUGACGAGCAGAUGCCCAUCCAGCACAGCUCAACUUGUAUGGAAUGUGGACCUGGACCAUCACAUGAAUGCCACUGCCUUUGAUAUGUGUUUGAUAUGGCUUCUAUUGCUUUCAAGUGACUAUCUGCCUCUGUGAAAUAUGGAAGAUCUUACAAGCUCAAGCAUGAGUAUUAAUGGUGAUAUGAGUGUGGUGUGUCUGAAUUAACUGUCAGAGUAUUGUAAAUAUUAUUACUUAGUCUUCCCAGUUAUGAAAUUAAGAACAGUUGUGAAGUUUGCUUUAAAACCCUUCAUUAACUUUGCCACAAAACACUUUUACAUGUUGUCAAAAGUGUGUAACUGUUAUGAAGUGUGUGUAUACUCGUAUAUCAUUACUACAGAAGAAUCUGGAAUUUCCCCUCAGAUUACUUUAAUGAAUGAAGCUUGAGUUCACAGAUGUGUGGUUUGUCAAUUUCACCUGUAUUCUCUCCUCUAUGGCAGUCUGUUCUGGCAAAGUUUCAUUUGUCAAAAGCAUUACAGUUUGUAAAUGGUGUGUCUUCAUAUGCCUUCACUAGCAAUUAUGAAUUACACUAUGGUCAUGGGUUUUGUUCUUUUAAUACAGUUGCCUCAAGAUAUUCUGAGCUUUACAAUGCUGUCUUUAGUACACUGCAAGAAAAUAUAGAAAUUUCAUGUGGCAACAUUUAUUUUUAAAACAUUAUUUAUUACUUUUAAAAAUAGCAAUGUGGGGCUUCCUUAAUGCAAAUAGUCUUGCCCAAAAAAAAUUGAUGUCAAACACUAACUUUUCUUAACACAGCACAACCAAAACCACUCAAAAUUAUACAUUAAUUUUUUUUAUAGAGCAACAUGUGUGGAAAGUGGUACCAGAAAUAUUUGCAUAACAAAUAUUUGGUUCUGGACCUUAGCACUUAUACAGUACUGCACUAACUUACACACAAGGUUAAUUAAUGAUGUAAUACUCAGGUGAAGCUGGAUUUUCAAAAGACUGAUCAAUAUUUUUUCCCAGAUGUCAUUUUUAUGCAGCUGACUGAAGGAGAAAACAUUGCAAAGGUCACACUAUUCUUAAAUCUUACUAAAAUGUAUGCGCAUCACUUUCUGCUUUCACCCCAAUGGCACACAAACCAAAAUUCAUGGGUAUGGAGAUGGCUGGGCUAGUUCCUGUGGCCACCCCUCUUAUAUCUUAAUUUGCCACUGUCUUCCCUGUGUGCUGGUUAAGUUCCUGCAUUGCAAUACUUAAUCUACUCACUGCUGAAGUCCCUGGAAACUAGGUAGAAUAAUUUAGAAUGACAUGGUUAAGUUAAUGCCUAUAAAAUCUCAUUUGUAAUAUUCAGGAAGAUUGAAUUAUUCUUCCUCUGUUGAAGCAAAUGAUAUGACAUUGACUAGAAGCUUUCACAAUAUUUAUAGACUUUCUUGUAUCAGCGAUCUUUUGGAAAUGCAGCCAUUAAUCUGUAAAUACUUGUAUAGUGUAGCUGGCAUGAACGUUGCAGUCUUCAUGAUGUACUAGUGGACAAGCAGGAAGUGAUGGUGUUGAGCCACUGUAGUAGUGAUGUUAUGGUAGGAAGUUACUGUCAAGAUCAGGACGUCUGCAAGUUCAAAUGGUCACCUAACAAUUGCACCUUAGUAGAAAAA
Scylla paramamosain (green mud crab) is the source of this 2243-nucleotide messenger RNA. RefSeq lists its product as uncharacterized. The coding region runs from base 194 to 460 and encodes 88 amino acids. The record is from RefSeq and is a predicted model, not a curated record. Lineage: Eukaryota; Metazoa; Arthropoda; Malacostraca; Decapoda; Portunidae. The transcript is spliced from 4 exons.